Molecule: messenger RNA, 735 nt
Organism: Mucor velutinosus
Lineage: Eukaryota; Fungi; Mucoromycota; Mucoromycetes; Mucorales; Mucoraceae
Exons: 1
Coding region: 1-735 (244 amino acids)
Biological process (GO): phospholipid catabolic process
Molecular function (GO): D-type glycerophospholipase activity
Source: RefSeq, a predicted model, not a curated record
AUGACUAUAGCCAACAUCAAUGAUCGUUCUCAAUUGGGAAAUCGUGAUUCUGAAAUUGCAAUGCUGAUUGAAGAUACAGAUAUGAUACCCUCAUUCAUGGAUGGCAAAGAAUACAAGGCUGCUAAAUUCGCUCAUUCCUUGCGUAUGCAAUUGUUCAAGGAGCAUUUAGGCCUGCUGGAUUUUAACAACUGGGAGCAAUUGAUCAAGGGAGAGGCACAGCGUGCACCCAAUGUGGAUGUAGAUGAACCUAUUGAAACCCAUCAUACCAACGAACGUGCUACUGAAGAAGAAAUUCGUACUUAUGAGAAGGCUGGACCUAACAAGGUACUUGAGCACGAAAAGAGAUCUGGUGCUAAACCAGUGGAUGCAAGUGAUUAUGGCACUGGAGCUGUUCGUAUGGACGCAAAGGCGUUGGAUCCACUUGCUCCUCACUGUCACCAAGCUAUCUGGAAUGCCACUGCUGAAAACAACACGUUGAUUUACCGAGAUCUCUUCCGCUGUGUUCCUGAUGACACAGUGCAUACCUUUGAACAGCAUCGCAAAUUUCUGCCUGACCCUGCAAAGAUCCCACAUGGCCAUGUGGCUGAUCCUGACAUGCAUGGCCGUGAUAUUCGUCAACGCUUGUCGAAAGUGCGUGGUCAUUUGGUUCAAUUCCCAUCAGACUACCUCAAAGAUGAAAACAUGCUGGGCUCUUUGAUCCGUGAAACUGUAACUCCAAUGGUUAUCUUUACUUGA